This is a messenger RNA of Brassica napus (rape), 2124 nucleotides long. RefSeq lists its product as uncharacterized. Bases 1650 to 1988 code for a protein of 112 amino acids. The record is from RefSeq and is a predicted model, not a curated record. The transcript has 3 exons. NCBI's taxonomy places the organism in Eukaryota, Viridiplantae, Streptophyta, Magnoliopsida, Brassicales, Brassicaceae.
UAUUGCCUAAUCUAAAAUAUUUUACUAUUAAAGAAAAUACGCACGGUCGUGCGGGUCAAGAUCUAGUUCUUCUUUAAAGAAGGAAAAAACUUUUAUACUCUUGCUUUAUAGAUAUAUAAAUAUAAAUAAUUAUUUAAAUAAAUAAUAAUUUUUUAAUAGCUUUCAAUUUUUUUUCUCAAGUUUUCUUUUCGAAAUUGUUUUUAAAACUAUUUUAAUAUUUUAAAAAGAUUUAAGUAUUUAUUCAUAUAUUUAUUAAAAUCCUAAACCCCACUUUACAAAACCUCAUCCCAAAACUCUAAAUCUUAAGCCUAUAAGUUAACCGUAAGAUUAUAAGUGUAUAUUUAUCUCUUUAAAAGUGAGGGUAAAUGUGAUUAACAUAAACAUAAAAAGUUUUUUAGAUAUAUAAAUAUAAAUAAUUAUUUAAAUAAAUCAUAAUUUUUUUUAUAGCUUUCAAUAUUUUUUCUCAAGUUUUCUUUUCGAAAUUCUUUUUAAAACUAUUUUUAAAAUUUAAAAAUAUUUAAGUAUUUACUCAUAUUUUUAUUAAAAUCCUAAACACCACUUUACAAAACCUCAUCCCUAAACUCUAAAUCCUAAGUCUAUAAGUUAACCUUAAGAUCAUAAGUGUAUAUUUAUCUCUUUAAAAGUGAGGAUUAAUGUGAUUAAGAUAAACAUGAAUUUAGGAAUGUGGUAGUUUAAGAUUUUUUCUUGAAUUUGAUAUAAAUAUGUAAAUUAAAUUUAUUUGGAAUAUACUGCAAUAUAUGAAACUAAAUCAGUUAAAGAAUUUAAUGCUAAAAUCUAGCCUCAUAUAUAUAUAUAUAGUUUAGUAAAUAUACAAUUUAAUAUCUAUAUCCGGAAGAUAAAAUUUCAUAAAAAUAUCCUAACUAAAUUUUGUUAAUUUCUUAAUACCCAAAUUCUUUUCUUACCUGGUUUAAUAUCCAAACUAAUUAUUUAACUUUUUUAAUACAUUUAUUUUUAAAAUUGUGUUCAUUUUAAUACCCACAAUAUGUUCAUUAUAAUGAAAAUAUUAAUAAGUGUUCCAAAGACACUUAAUAUAUCUCUAAAUUUAAAACAAAGAAUCUUAAAAAAUUCAAUUUUUAUUUCAAGUUUAAGAAUAAUAAGAAAUAAUUUUUUGGAUAAUUUUUUUAAAGAAAAUAAUUCUGAAAAAUAUAAAUAAAUUAGUUUUAAACUGAAGAAAUAUGGUUCUAGUCAUUCAAAUAACUUUUCACUGAUUCUUACUAAAGCAUCGAUCAAGUUCUGAAUUCUUCUCUCAUCGUUCAUACUUGAUGGUGUAAAGCUUCUUAUCUUUUUAAGUUUGGCAUAAAACCAUUAGACCACCAUUAACCGAAACUCUUAAGUAGGUUCUUAGAUUAAUUUGUAAUUAAAAAAAAAACGAAAAACAACAAUUACUUAAGAGGUGGAUAUUAGAUAAGGGCUGGAAGAACCACCUCUUAGGAGACACGUGUUAUAAUUUGAGAGAGUUUUGAGUUUAUCUCUUCUCUCUCUCGAUUCAUCACUUCACCUUUCUGUAUGUUGAUCUCCUCCAUCGAUUCAACACUCCUGGCCAAUGUAGGAGAUCGCGGCAAGAGCGGCGGGAUUCCAGCCGAGAGAAGGAGGCUUCCGGGUUUGGGUUCGCGGUUGAGGUAGACCCGAUGGGGAACGAAUCUGGGUACGGGAGUGAGCCUGGGUACAAAGGAGAUGUUGAGCUUGGUUAUGGUGAUGAGUACGAUGAUGAAGAAGAAGACGUGAAACUAUUGUUUUGGGGAGCUAGUAACUUUGCGAUCAUUUCUUCAGACGCUCCUGCUUUUGCUGUUGUCUUGAACUUCCUGCUCUCUUUAGCUGUUCCUCUGUUACUCUUUAGAGCUGAUCUGCGCCGUGUGGUUCAGUCCACUGGAAAGCUUCUCUUGGCUUUCUUGAUUGGAUCAACUAAGAACCAAACCUGUUUAUGUACAAGUACAAGGGAUGUUUACUUUUUAAGUAUCUAUGCUUGAUCAUUUCCUGUUUCAUAAUAGUGAAGUUAUGUUAUUGUAUGUUCCGGUUGUGUAAUGUAUUUGUUUAAGUUUGUGUUUCUUGUGAUGGACUUAUUGUCAUUAUAAAAGUCCGUAUAGAGUUAAAGAGUUGGUGGCA